Molecule: messenger RNA, 1035 nt
Organism: Cataglyphis hispanica
Lineage: Eukaryota; Metazoa; Arthropoda; Insecta; Hymenoptera; Formicidae
Product: juvenile hormone acid O-methyltransferase-like
Exons: 5
Coding region: 195-1007 (270 amino acids)
Source: RefSeq, a predicted model, not a curated record
UUCGUUAGUGCUAACACAUUUAGGCUACAUUGUAAUAUUCUGUAGCAUACAUAUCCAUAUUUGAUUACGCGUUAUUAUCGAAAUAUUAUAGUAUAUCAUAUUUUAAUUUUUUAUCAACGUGCACUUGGCCGCGAACGAAAAUCUAACAAGAAAAUAAUAAUAUUUUACUGUGUGUGACCUUUAUUCUGUAAGACAUGGAUUUCAAUAGAGAACAGACGAUGAAAGAGGUAAAUGUUAGUAGACUUACUGACAAUUGGGAUGUAAUAAAUGAAGGUGUAUGGCCAUCUGGAAAGUGCAUGGACAUUAAUUGUGCUUUUGGAUACACAACUAGAUACUUUCUUCUACCGGAACUUCAUAACAAAACGACAAUAAUAGGUACUGAUAGUUCGAAAACAAUGAUCGAAUAUGCAAGAGGAAAAUACAAAAAUAAUGAACGAAUCGAAUUUGAUGUUCUUGAUAUCCAAACGAAAGAAUUGCCUGCAGAAUAUAUCGGUGAAUUUGAUCAUAUAUUUUCAUUUCCCACUGUGCAUUCUCGUAAUGAUAUCUUACAAGAGUUUGAAAAUGUUUUUAAGAUGCUCAAACCUGGUGGAAAGUUUCAUCUAUCUAUGGUAACAUCUCAUGAUGCGUUUACACUAUAUGGACAUAUGGUGAAUCAUCCAAUUUUCGGCUCAUAUUUUGAGAAAUAUACUACACCAUUUAGUCAUCCUGAAAGAGAAAUAAAGCGAGCACUUCAACGUAUCGGAUUUAGCAUACACUACUGCCGUCCUAUACUAAAUAUGAAAUAUAAAACAGACUAUCUUAUACCGUAUAUUAUUUCCGGUCUUCCCUUCGUAAACGAGAUGUCAUCUGAGGAACAAGAGCAGCUCAAAAAUGAGCUUACAAGUUCGUAUAAUAAAAUAGAAAAAAGAGUCGAUAGUGUUUCUAAUGAACCAAAUGUUGACGAAUCUAACUAUCGUGAUAUAUAUGAUUUAUUGCAACUUUCUGCUUUUAAAACUCGAAGAGAUUGAUGAUAACUGUUUAAAUAUAUUAUUUACA